Messenger RNA from Phalacrocorax carbo (great cormorant), 8593 nucleotides. The record is from RefSeq and is a predicted model, not a curated record. NCBI's taxonomy places the organism in Eukaryota, Metazoa, Chordata, Aves, Suliformes, Phalacrocoracidae.
GGGGGGGAGCGGAGGGUGUUGUUUCCCCAGGAGCACCAUCCUCCUCCUCCGGCAGCGGCAGCCUGUCUGUCUGCCCGAGCGCAGCCCCGACGCUUCUCCCCGCCGGCGGGUGCUGUGCUCCACCGGUCCCCCAACGCCGCCGGCAGCGAGAACAACCUGACCGCCCCACCUCCAGGCGGCGGCAGCGGCGGCCCCAGCCCCGUCCCGCCGAGCCCGGGCGGCGCCCGGGCCGGGGGCCGGGGCCAUGCACCCGGCGCGGCGCUGAGCACGGCAGCGGCGGCAAAGCGGAGCCCUCUCCCGGCGGGCAGCCCCCGACCUGCGUGCAAGCGGGGCCGCGCCCGCCGCCGCUGCCGCCCCCCAUGACCCUGCGCUCCGCCGGCUCCCUGGAGAGCGCGGAAAGCGCCCGGGCGCGCUGGGGGCACCCCGGGGCGGCGGCGGCGGCGGUGGCAGCCGCGCCUGUUGCCGAGGAGUCCCGUGAGGCGGCGCAGCUGGCCGUGGCCAUGGAGGAGCUGCGGCGGGCAGGGUGGUACUGGGGCAACAUGACUGUUGCUGAAGCUAAAGAGAGAUUGCAGGAUGCCCCCGAAGGGACCUUCUUGGUUAGGGACAGUUCACAUUCAGAGUAUCUACUGACUAUUUCGGUAAAAACAUCAGCGGGACCUACAAAUCUACGUAUAGAAUAUCAAGAUGGCAAGUUUAGACUGGACUCUAUCACUUGUGUCAGAUCUAGGCUUAAACAGUUCAACAGUGUUGUGCAUUUGAUUGAGUACUAUGUUCUUAUGUGCAAGGACAGAACCGAAACACCUUCAAAUGGAACAGUUCAUCUUUACUUGAACAAACCUCUCUAUACGUCUGCUCCAUCUCUGCAACACCGCUGCAGAAUAACUAUAAAUAAGUGUACAAAUCAGAUCUGGGAGCUGCCGUUACCAACAAGACUAAAAGAGUACUUGAAAGAGUACCAAUACCAGGUAUAAAUAUAUUUUCUAAAUGCCUCUAACGUAGGGUAACUUUUAAAUGCAAUUCUUAAAAUCAGCCAAAGAACUGAGUAACCAGUUGUACAACUCGGCAUGGAAUUCACUAUCAAAACAGUGGCAGUUCUGGGGGAAAGGUUUUUAUUUCAGAUGCCACAAAGGGAGACUUUAUGUAGAAUAAUCCCAGCUUGCAUCCUCAGGGGUUCGACAAGGUGGUAUGCUAUUCUUGCGAGGAGAGAGAAGCCAGGAAUUUGUCCAGGUUGUGUUGUGUUGUCAGUGCACAAAAUACUGCGCUGUCAAAUGCUAACUGAAGCAGCGGGACCGGGAGAGGCUGCAGAAGUGGUCAGAGACGUAUGAGAGUGUAUAAGUAUCUCAGUUGUCUGAUUCCAAGAUUAAUUUGGUGCUGGUGUUCGUAUAAUCCUGAAAGCUUAACUGGAUCACACUGUGAUAAUCUUGCCAAAGUUAUGCAACUAAUGAAAUCCAGUCAAAAAAGUGAUCAUCUAUUCAGUUUUUAUUGAACUGUAAUUCUUGUGCUUUUCUGCAAGCAAAGGAGUACUGUAAGUAAUCAGUUUAAAACAUUGUUUUUCAAAGUUCUCUAAAAGCUGACCUUAAGGAGAAAUGCCACAUCUUUCAUAGGAACCCAGUAUGUUGCUGAUUAUACCAGAUUGGUAUCCCAGAAUCUUUGUUAAUGUGUUAACAUCUUCCCAGUGGUGAUAUAUCCAUGUUAUUACUAUUAAGCCUCUUUUGGUUGAGGCUUUAGGACUGUACUCUGCAGACUUGCAGUUGCUCAGUUCCGAUAUCAAAACAUGGAUAUCAGCAGUUACAGCUGUCUUCUACAGUGUAGAAUGUUUUCUUCAGCUUGUUUCCCAAAAUGUGGGGAAAUACAGAUUUGGGUUUUUUUUUUUGAAGGGGGUUGGUUUUUUUUUCUCUUUUUUUUUUCCUUCUAAUUCACCAUUGUAGCUAUCAGACUAUUACUCAAUAAAGUAAAUCAAAUUGCACAACAAUCUCCCAAUCUUUGUAUGUAUGGGUUUGCUACUAUGAGGAAACGGUGAUCUUACAAACCUGUAUCAUUUCCCAGCUAAUACUCACGUAAUCGCACGUGUAUCGUGAGGAGGAAUGCCCUUGCUUUGCCUCUGUGGUGCUGCACACAGGUACAGCUGGAUUAUGUUCAGAUCAGUGGCUUAGAGGCUGCCUGCUGAGUUCCCAUAGUUAGGUAUUAGCGUAGGACAUCACUUUUCAUGUUACAGCAGUCCUCCAGGUGGGAAGAAGGGACUAAGACCCUCAGUAUCCAUUCCUCGGUCUAAAUGUAAAGUAUUUAGUGGAAGACAUUUCCACGAUGAGAGUCAUAGGAGAGCAGAAAGAGAGAAAAAAGGACUUAGAUUCAUCCUCAGUCAACAAUUUCAGAGGUUUAACUCUUCCUCUAGCUUACUAUUUAAUUAAAGCAAAUAGACCUGUAUUUGAACAAGGAGGGUUGUCAAGACUUGCUGCAAUUUAGCCCUGCCCAGGCUGAAAUAGAAACAGCGUAAAAUAAGCUUUUUUUCCUUGUGACUUGCCUGCUCUAGUACUGUCAAGGUGCUGUGUCCCUUCUCAUAACUCUGGGGCGCUGACCAGCUGCUGUGGUUGCAUCGGAGCUCCCAGUGCUGCGCACUCAGUUCUGUCAUUACCGCGCUGGCAGAAAUGAGCAGCACAGCUGUUGGGACAAGGAAGACACCAAGAGCCCGAGGCAGGGGGGCUGGUCCCUCGGUAGGGCAAAUACUUGGAAUGUUGUUCUUUCUGUAGAAAAGGUGGCUUUUCUCCCUCCUCCUCCUCCACGGCUUCAAUUCUCUCUCCCCACUUUUAAUGCAAGCUUUAGCAUAGAAAUGGGAGCAUCCUCCUGAAAAACAGAACAAAAGCUUUUGUCAUGUAAAACUUUUCCCCGUGCCGGGCCAAAAUGUAGCAGAUUGUUGGAAGCUUUUCACACCAGGCAGCGACCACCCUCCCGUUCCCAUCCCAGAAGAGCUCUUGUAUUCCAGGUAUGUGUUGUGAUCACACGGUUCUUCUGCACUUGCCACCUGUCUUGCUAGGAUCUGCUGCCCACCCUGAAGCUGAGGAGCUUCUCCUGUGAGCAGUGCCUGUGAAAACCGUACUCCUGGGAAUGCUCCUCAUUCUGAUUAAUCUGUUUUCUUACAGUUCUUGCCUAGCCCUACCUUGAGAUGAGAUAGCUGCUGUACGGGAUAACUUGUGUUGCAGUAAGGAAACACUCCAAGCUGCAGCUGCAUUAACCUUCUGCUACUGGGCAUUCUUAGUCAGGGUGAUACUUAGCUGCGACAUGCUUGGGGUCUCCGUGGUGAACAAGUUGUACGAAGGUCCUUUAAACCAGGCUAGCGCCUGGCCUGGGGAUUUAAAAUCACGCAUACCAAUGCUGGAACAAGCGGACUGAGAAGAGCUUUGGGGCGCACUGAGACAGUCACGUUGUACAUAUAAGAAAUGAUUUACAGCCCGCUGCUGGCAGCCUAGUGCAAUCAGUCACAGGCCAGGUGUGCCCCACGGCAGAGCCAAGCUCCGAGGAACAACACGGGGCAGAUGCAGGGCAGCUCGCUGGGCUUUUUGUUAGCAGUUCUCCAAAGCACAAGGGCAAACAGCAGGCUGAAGACAAGGAAUGCUAGUAAAGUCACAAGUAAAGUGAAAGGUGGUGAUUCUUGUAACUAAUCAAGAGUAGUUGCCAUGAUGCAGAAUCAAGUCACCGGACAUUGAGCAUACUGGCUCACGCUUCGUACCGUGUAUGAGUGACUGCAGGGAGUAAGUAGGGUCUGUAGCUCUGGUGUGCUCAGAGCAGUGAACAAUAUUUUGAACAGACUGGAGGGGGAACUAGUCCUCUUUGUAUGAAAGCAUAGCUCUUGUCCUCAUUAGGAUGCCAGCCCUAGGGGUGAUGCAUUGCACUAGUAAAACUAAACCACACUAUGGCUCGCUGCAAGCUCGGCUUCACUCUAACGCAGCACAGAGGAAUGACUUGUUCUGGUACAAAAAAUCCAAGAAUAGCACAUUAUUAGAUUACAGUGGUGCAAAAAUUUCUCAUAUAGACCCUGUGAAUUUUCAGGCACAAUCAUGUUGUCCAAACAUUUUUUAAGAAGUUCCAGUGCUUUUUUUUUUUUUUGCUUUAUGGAUGCUGCUGUGGCUUGUGCACAGCACUAGCUUUUAAACUGCUGGCCCUUCAGAUUCCAAAAAUGACUUCUAAUUGUUACAUGUCAUCUUGAAUUGCUAGUACAGAGCGCUCAGUGAAGCCAGUUUCACAGGUUCAAUGCCCAUGAGUCAACCAAAAAUCAUGAUAAGGACCUUAAUCCUAAGAUUGUUUUUUCAUCCCAUCUGUUGGUUUGGUUUUUCAUUUCUGAGUCUCGAGGUUACAGAUUUUCCAGCUUAUACCUGGAAUGUUAGUUGCUGAAAACCUCUUCGUUGUAAUUAAAGGAAUGCUGAGAAUGCCAAUCCUAAGAGGCGACCCUUGGGAAAAAAAAAUUAAAAAAAGAAUUGCAAGAUGAAUGGUGAAAAUGGAAUUGGUAACUGUAUUUAGUUUAGCACUAAACCUAGCAGAAGUCUGAACGAUGGCUCCAUUUUAGUUGUAUGGGUAUUCUCCUGCUCUUAGUAUCAUCACCCAGAGACAGAAAACGGUUCAAGUACAAGAUGGGUGGGUGGAGUGGGAAUGUAACAAGCAGCCGUGCCCAUUGCAUUAGAAGUAACUUUGUUUUAAUCUGACCUCGUCAGUGUUGUCCUGAUUAUAUUUCAUGUAACCACAUUCUAGAUAAACAAUAUUUAAUUAUUAGCAAGAAGGAAAAAUUGUUCACUAGAAUAUGGAGGGAGAGGGGUUUAUUUUUAUACCUUAAAACAACCUGGAACUUAAUCCUCACUAAAAACUGUGGAGCUUUAGAAUCUGAGACUCUUACUGUCAUUACUUUAAGAAAACAGAAUUUACAUAUGAGAGGAAGGACAGGGUUCUGUAGUUGCAUGAAUUCCUGUAUCUUAGCCACCUCUGGUGUCGUACCAAAGUGUUCCCGUAGGUAAAUUACCUUGUGAAAGAAAGUAGAAAAGCUUUAUUUGCUUAUACGUUCUAUUCAAGAGCUUUUUCUUGUAUUCCUGAUAAAAAUCCUGUGGAUUUUUCUUUUGGCUAUACGCUUAGCAUCUAGCAGAGAGUAAGGUCAGUGGUGUCAGGGCUUUGUUCUUCUUAAGCCAAAACACAUGAUGGAAAUGGGAAGACACACCUUUAGACUUGGGUGUCAUGUCUAACAGUCAUUUAAAAUAAAGUAAAAUAAAACUUCUUCUGACUUCGUGGUCGUUAAAAUAAGUCUAAGUAUCAUCUUGACUUCCACAGGAUGUAGUGGUUUGAGGGACAGUUGUAUUACUGAUUCUCAAUAAUUAUAAGAAUCUUUUCUGUCACAAGGAGAAAUUAUAUUAAAAAAAAACUUUAGAAGUAAACUAAACUUUUAGUAUAUAAACCAUAAAAUUUCUAAAUGCAAUAAAAUUACUUGAAAAAAAUUACUUGAAAGGUCUGAGCUGGCUCGUGCUGUACACACAAAGGAAGUGGGGAUGACAAGCUGCUUUGGUAUCUCAGCCUAGCUCCUGAAAACCACUUCUUUAUUAGUGUUAACUUCAGCAGGUCUCAGUAUUUUGCUAAGCCCUUCGCACGACUGAAAAUGCCUGGAAACAACAUUCCACUGACACAUAACUUCAGAUCACCGAGGUCUGAGCUCGCUUUACAGCAACAUGGCGGUCUGCCACAGUAUUGCUGAAAUUGGGUAAUUCCUACAACGGGCUGAAGAUCAGUCAAAGAAAGUGGGAAGCAGCGUUGCCGCUGCCGGGGGCUGUGAAGGGCAUCGGUGCGGACGUCGCUGGUCGUUACCCGCUGCCUUAGACAGCGGGCAUGCUGCACGCCCAGUGAAGUACAGCGGCCAGGAAACCAGAUGAGAAGCUAUUCUGCUCGCUGAGGAGCGAGUUACCUGCCUGGCUUUUGGUGUCUGAGGAGGGACCGAAGGGAAAGACCAAGGAAAAGCCAGCAGCUCCCACGAGAGGUGGCACUUCUCAUGAGGUGGAUCGAACAGCUAACCACCAGGAUUAGUACUAUGCUGAAAGGUGUCUUAGUAGGGCUUAAAGGUCCAGGGCAGUAACUAGCAUCAGCACAGUUUGAAACCAUGUGUAAACACAAUCUGGCUAGAUAGCUGAGCUUCAGGAAAAAAAUUAGGCUUAUAACAAAAUCGGUCUGUCCUGGUCCUGGGGUUGGCAAGGGUGGGGAGGGAUUAACAGUGUUUAUUAAGUGUUUAUUAACCAGGUUAUCUACAGUGCUGAGAAAGUCUAGGGAAAUGUAGAAACAUCACGAUAAUUACGGUGUUUAAUCUCCCUGAUAAAUUGUGGAUUUUAUUCUACUUAAAUCCUAUUUAAAAAAGGGAUUGCACCUGUGUUUUGUUUUGUGUUUUGUUUUUUUUUUUUCCUUCCAGAGUUGCGACCAUUAACUCUGCAGGAACAGAAAUACCAAAAUAAUAUCAUUACUUUCUAUGAUAUUAAGGAGUAAAAUAAUGCAGGAGUAAAAGCUAUUUACAUAAGGAACAAGCUGACAUUUAAUAGGAAGGAGUUCAAACAGAUAAUACCCAGGGAAGGUUCAGUGCUGGGUGCUGCAAAGAACAGAAUAAAUUUUUAAAAAUCCCCAAAUUCAAUGUGCCUGCCUUAUUUUUUCUUUCAGUGGCAGGCAGGGUUUGUAAAAGUAAAUCCUGUUGUUUUCAGUCAAAUCGUUCCGUAACUGAUGUCUCAUAGCUGAGGAUUGCAGUUUGGUGCACUGUUGGCUAACAACAAGUAAAUGCAGAGGUACCUUAAAUGUGAGAAAAGAUUCAAAGCCCGGCACAAAUUCUCCUUUUGACUUCACUGAGGUUAUUCGCAUCAGGCUUGAUAACAAGAACUAUAUAAGGAACAGCUGUAAGACUGGUAUCUGAAGGCUGUAAAAUCACUUUUCAAAACGCUUUGUUAAAGUUUAGUUGCAUCUCUUUGGGUUGCAGCCCUGAAAUAGGUUCAGCUGAAUCUCUGCACCCACACUCAGCUUGUGGCAGGGGGGAAUCUCCGAAUUUGCAGGCUUGCUCUGGACACCUGUAUUACACACGUCAUGCAUUUGCUUUUUUCUUACCUGGCGCGGUCUGGAGGGCAGAAUAAGUUGUGGAUCAACUGUUAUUGUUUAUGGGAUUUUUAGCCAGUUCAUUUUCUUUUAGGGAGAGCAAUAUUAAACAAGACUGAGCCCGUAUUAUCUGCAAGUUACCUAUCUGUAAAGUGGCCAGUGGGCUUGACAUUUUGUAAUUUAUCAGCAUGGGGUGAAAAGUCGUUUAUAUUUCAAUUACCAUUGGUAGGAGCUUAAGCUGCAGUGAUGGUAAUAUCUUUGAAUGACUGCUUUGCUAGGAAGAGAGAAGAAAGUAAGUUAGGGAAGUGAGAUUCUUGUUUAGAUUGCAGUGGCAGUGGCAUCACAGCUCCUUCGCGAGCUGAAACGCUUCAGGCGCGUGUUGCCUGCGAGGGAAACUGCCUGCAAGAAGAUAACUGUUUGCUGGAAAUUCAUCCGUUUCUUUUAACUCCCCUGGCGGAGGAUGCAGUGCCUACUGCAGGCUGCUUACCCAGCCCACUGCACCCAUGCCUGCAGCCAGGGUUCAUUUUCAAAGGGAACAAAACAGAGUUAAGUGAAUUUUUAAUUGAAGGCUAUUUUUUGCUUGAAAACAGGAUGUGUGGAAGUAUAAGCAGUGGCAAAGCUCUUGCUAGGCUACCUGUAAAAACUUUCAAUGAAUCAUUACUAGCUCCUGAAAAGGUUAACCAGAAAGUAAGAACCUUUAAGAAUAUAGGUGCUGUGUAUGAGUUUGUCCAGUUGAAAGCCUGGGAAAGGAACAGAAGCUUAUGAAAAGCAGUAGUUAUUAUCCUCCUAAAUAAAAGCAACCUUCCAGUCUUUUAUCUAAAAUGCUCGACAACCAUUUCAUAUGCUGUAAUUUGCAAACAAAAGAAGCUGGUUUUCUGAAAAGGUUUCAGACUUGGAUCUUAAAUUCCGUUUACUUACUUGACAAUGUUUGAUUUUCAGGCUAAUUUAGGAGUUUUCUUUGUUUGUUCUCAUGUUAUUAAAAUGGUUGCUUUACAUUUAAAAACUAGUUUCAUGAGUCUGGAAUAAAUAUUUCGAGCUUUGCAGUAUUUCAUCUGUCUCCUCAAAGCAUCUUUAAAUUAAACUUCAAAAACAGGGAACUACAUUAAUUCAUAUAUUUAAGAAAAUGGACUAAAAAUUCUGAGAAAUACUGAGUCACAUUUUGCAAAUAUUAAUUGCAGGGGUUUUAUUAUAAUUCAUUGCAGAGAUUUUUUUUUUUUUUCUGGAAUGAAUACAGAAGUUUCACAUUUGAUGCUUGCUUCUUUUCUUGUAAGUGUUCUGUAUUCAACUUCUGGCUAGAGAUUAUUUGUACCAAAGUAAACAGCGUUAAUUCAUCGCAGUACUGCUAAUAAACAUUUUUAUUAUUGAAACAAAUGUAAAUGUGUAGACACUACAUCAUAACCUCAAACCCCAUGUAUUAAGAAGUUCUGAAACUUUCUGUGCUGUAUUUUAUCUACGUGCUGGACAUGACUUUGAAUAAAAAUAAUACUUUUAAGGAAGUUUA